CGCGCGUCGACAGGCACAUGCUCACGCAGGCCGUGCGCAGAGGCGUGCCGCGCGUGUCCCGCGGCGCGGUGUGGUACUUCCUGGCGGAGCAGGCGAGCCUGCGCCUGCCGCCGGCGGACGUGCGCGCCUGCCCGCGCUACCACACGCCGUACCGCGCGCUGCUCGCCGCGCUCACCAAGCACCAGCACGCCAUACUCAUAGACCUCGGUCGCACGUUCCCGAAGCACGGGUACUUCGCGGCGGCGCUGGGGCCGGGCCAGCUGGCGCUCUACAACAUCCUCAAGGCGUACUCGCUGCUGGACCCUGACGUCGGCUACUGCCAGGGACUCAGCUUCGUCGCCGGCGUGCUGCUGCUCCAUAUGGAGGAGGCGGAGGCGUUCGCGCUGCUGCGGCACCUGAUGUUCCGGCGCGGGCUGCGGCGGCAGUACCUGCCC
Papilio polytes (common Mormon) is the source of this 434-nucleotide messenger RNA. RefSeq names its product TBC1 domain family member 1-like. The annotation marks the transcript as partial. The record is from RefSeq and is a predicted model, not a curated record. NCBI's taxonomy places the organism in Eukaryota, Metazoa, Arthropoda, Insecta, Lepidoptera, Papilionidae. The transcript is spliced from 4 exons.